AUGGAACCCUUGCGGAAUCCUUGCCUGAAAUCCCUCGAACAUCGUGGGUUUGUACAGGGUGUCACGCUCACAGAUAGAACCACCAAUUCCCCCUGGUGUCAUUACUUCGGAGGUCUCCGCUACGCCUUACCUCCGACUGAACGAUGGCGGAAAGCCCAGAAAUUACCGCCAUCGUAUUCCUACGGUAGCAAAGACCACCCCGGGCAAUGUGCUGGAGCAACCGGCAUCUGCCCCCAGCCUAGCUUCCCGGGUCUUUCCCUUGGGGAUGGUUUGAGCGAGGAUUGCUUUCAAUGCAAUGUUUGGGUUCCCGCUGGUGAACCACCCAAGGAUGGUUGGCCAGUACUCGUGUUUAUUCACGGAGGCUUUCUGCAAUUCGGAACCCCUAAUACUUUCUCCGCCGGCGCCCUCCUAGGCGAGGCAGCAUUUAAUGCUGUCGUGGUUAUGCCAGCAUACCGUCUGGGCGUCUUUGGCUUCUUGUACUCCUCUGAGCUGGAGCACGAUGCUGCCACAGUCAGUGAACCAGUCGGAAACCAGGGCUUCUGGGACCAACGUCUAGCUCUCGAAUGGACGAGAGACAACAUAGCCCUCUUCGGAGGCAAUCCCUCCCAAAUCACCGUAUCAGGAUACUCAGCUGGCGCCUAUUCCGUCUUCUACCAACUAUCCUACGACAUCCACCUACCAGAAGACCAAUCAAUCAUCAAGCAAGCCUGCAUCUGGUCCAACAGCCCAGUAGCCCAGCCCAAGGCCCCACCCUCCGCCCAAAUCCAAUUCAACGAGCUCCUCUCCGCCCUUGACAUCCCCCACACGCUCUCCUGGGCCGACAAACUCGCCCAGCUCCGCUCCGUCCCGGGCUCCAAACUCCUCUCCACAGCAACAAGCCUCAAGAUCAACCAAUUUCGCCCCACAACUGACUCUCUCUUCAUCCAACCCACCAUCUUCCAAUCCCUCGACAAUGGCAACUUCGGCCGCCGUGUCGCAGCCCGUAACGUUCGCAUCAUGCUCGGCGAAUGCCGCGACGAAGGUGCCCUCUACGCUACCUGGUACCCACCCCAGAAUGACCGCUCGUCGCUCUACAAGCGUCUCCUAGCCGAUUACCCGGCUCCCCUCGUAGAUACUCUGAUGAAACUAUAUUGCCCAGACGGCAAAUUACCCUCGGGAUGUCGGGACUGGAACUGCGAUACGUUCGGCCGUAUUUAUGCUGAUAUGCAGGUGUAUAAGAUGCAACGAGGACUCGUGCAUUCUCUCGUGCUGGGUGGUGCUGCUCAUCUCCUGUAUCGUUAUCGCGUCGAGUACCGGCUUAAGUGUGCUGAUGAGACUAUUCCGCCGGAAUGGGGCGUCACGCAUGCUACGGAUCAGUAUAUCUGGUGGUGGGGGAAUGGGUCUGUUCUCCAGGCGGACGAGAAGUCAAUCAUUAAGAAUGCGUUUAUUGAUCCACUGACUAAGUUUGUUCAUGGCGAGUCAGAUAUUGGUUGGGGCACGAAGAGCCACCGGGAGAUGAGGAAGCUGAGAUCUGAUGGAUCGGUGGAGAUUUGGCAGGAUGGUCUCUGGGAUGAGGGAAUGCGAGUGUGGAAGGCCUUGAGGACAGUUGGUGAACAGGGUAAUGGUCCUACUGCUAAGCUUUGA
Molecule: messenger RNA, 1623 nt
Organism: Aspergillus bombycis
Lineage: Eukaryota; Fungi; Ascomycota; Eurotiomycetes; Eurotiales; Aspergillaceae
Product: putative carboxylesterase
Exons: 4
Coding region: 1-1623 (540 amino acids)
Source: RefSeq, a predicted model, not a curated record